Molecule: messenger RNA, 1760 nt
Organism: Galendromus occidentalis (western predatory mite)
Lineage: Eukaryota; Metazoa; Arthropoda; Arachnida; Mesostigmata; Phytoseiidae
Product: antizyme inhibitor 2
Exons: 3
Coding region: 81-1448 (455 amino acids)
Cellular component (GO): cytoplasm
Molecular function (GO): ornithine decarboxylase activity
Source: RefSeq, a predicted model, not a curated record
CGCGCGGCGGCCAGAAGAACGGGGAAUAGUUCCGUGAACACUCGAAUGACCCGAACUACGAUUCGCAUUGAUCGAACAGGAUGGCGGAUAUCGCGACGCAAACCGUCCCAACGAUCGAAUUUCCGCGAGUCCGUCGACUUCGUCCCCGAAAACCGAAGAUGCAGAGGACAGCCAUGAACGUGAAUGCGGCCGUCGGUGACCUUCUCACCGAACCCCGCGUAGAUGAACCGUUCUACGUGGUAGAUUUGGGCGACAUCUGUCGUAAGGUGAAACUGUGGCGCCUCCAACUGCCGCGGGUCAAGCCUUUCUACGCCAUCAAAUGCAACCCGUUGCCUCAAGUGCUCAAGACCCUUGCACAUUUCGGCCUGGGUUUCGACUGUGCGUCCAAGAGUGAAAUCGACACCGUGCUCAAGGAAACUGGCGUGGAUCCGUCCCGAAUAAUUUAUGCCAAUCCCUGCAAAACCAAGAGCUUCAUCCGCCACGCCCAGAAGAACGGCGUCACUCGAAUGACAUUCGACAACAUGGCUGAGCUGGAGAAAAUUGCCGAAGUCUAUCCCGAAGCCGAGCUAAUACUUCGCAUCAAGGUCGACGACUCUGGCUCCCUGAUGCAAUUCAGCUCUAAAUUCGGUGCGGAUCUCGCCGUUGUCCCAGACCUUCUAGAGACAGCCGCCGACCUCGGACUCAACAUCGUCGGGGUUUCUUUCCACGUGGGAUCCGGCUGCUGCGAGCCGAAUAGUUUCAAAGAGGCGAUCUCAAUCGCUCGAUCCGUGUUCGAUCAAGCCGCACUCUACGGCUUCGACAUGAACGUACUCGAUUUGGGUGGCGGUUUCCCCGGAAACGCCGGGAGUGAGACGCUCUUCGAUAAAUGCGCUCGAGCCAUCGACCGUCAACUUGACGAGUCCUUCCCUUCGGAGGAGUUCCCUGACAUCGAAAUCAUUGCCGAACCUGGACGCUUCAUAGUCGCUUCCGCUUUCGCUUUGUACGCGACUGUUAUCGCGAAGCGGUGCGUUCAAACGGAUCGUUUCAUGUACUACCUCAACGACGGCGUCUACGGCAGCUUCAACUGCAAGGUUUUCGAUCACCACAAUCCUGAACCCGUGGCUGUGGGAAAGUCGAGUACAAAUCCGAGUUUCAUGAGUGUUCUGUGGGGACCCACGUGCGACUCGCUUGAUAAAGUACACGACGGAGUCCAGCUGCCGGAACUCGCAGUUGGAGACUGGCUCCUAUUCAGAGACAUGGGAGCUUACACCUGCAGUGCAGCUUCGGCCUUCAAUGGCUUCGCGAAGCCGAACUUCCAUUUUGUGGUCAGUGCCGCUGCCGAGAUCCUUCUCGGCGAGUCUCCGAUAGGCAGGGAACUCCUGGGAGAUCUUUUGCAGAAGCGAAGCCUCUUUCGGGAUCUCAUCAACAGAAUCCAUGGUUCCGAUUUCGACAGCGGGCGAAUUAUCUGAUUAGAACUUAUCACGCAAGGAUUUGUUGAUAUCGCCAAGGAACCCGACGCGCAGACCUAUAUACGAGAGAACUAUUUCUUCUACGUCUCAACAGAGAACCAAUUUUGCCCUGGAUCCAUUAUGAUAAAUCCCACUAUGUCUAUUGAUGCCACUGGAAGAGCAGGGAGUCACUGAGAUCACCACACAUUUUCAUUGUGAGAAAUUCCUGAGACUAGAUGGCAGUUUUUAAAAUUCAAGAGCGUAAGUGUUGACUGUUGGCUGAGUGAGCACUAUUCUCAAUAAAUCGACUUUAAAUUCAUUUGGAAGAAGAUA